AUGAGCCGAAGAACAAAUGUGGCCAUGAAGACUAGAAUAGUCAACGGAGCUGCUGAUAAAUUACUACAGCUUAAAGUGGAUAAAUUAGAAUUAGAGCAAACUAAUUCAUUAGAUGUCUUGAAGAAACAACAGCGACAGAUUAAAGAUGAAUUAUGUCGUGCAUUAAGGAUUAAUAAAUCGCCUCAGACGAGUAUGACUUUACCCGUUCAUAAGCAAAAUAUUAAUCGUCGUCGAAGUGCAUCAGCUAUCGUGCUCUCAUCAGAUAUGGAAGAAUUUCAUCAUAGUCAAGCUGAACAAGCUAAUCCACACCAUAGCGGAAAUCGAUCUCGUGCUGAAAGUAUGAAACCAAUCUUAGCUUCUUCCAUCUCGGUACCUGAUCAUCGAUUAUUCAGUUGUACAAAUGAAACAGCUAGCCAUCAAGAACCAACAACAACUCCAACUUCAAGAUCAGCAUCAUGCUCAUCAUGGUAUGGGCAAAUCGAUGAUGAUGAUGAUGAUAUCGAAGAGGAAGACCAUCAUCAUCAUGGUUGUAGCCAUUCUCCAAAAGGGAUAAAAGGCAAUGCACGUAAAUUACCUAAGCCAAAUGUUAAGAUUUCGUUAGAACUCGAUGGCGGCAAGAUUGGAAAUCGUGCUACUCAUCAUCAUUCAUCUUCUCAUAAAACUUCAAGUCAACGAUUAGAACCUUUAUUUAAUAAUAAAAAUUCAUUUUUAUCCGUGGAAUUAUCAACACAAGUCAUGACUAACGGUAAAAAAGGUGGAAAGCAAAGUCGAUCUCUCACCACAGUGGACGGUAGAAAGUCCCUUGACCGUCAACAACAUCAACAGCAAUUAAGCCUUCCACCUAUGAGGAAAGCAUUGUCAAGCGGGUCUAUUAAUUUAAUUUCCAAUAACAACAACUAG
This is a messenger RNA of Trichoplax adhaerens, 900 nucleotides long. RefSeq lists its product as uncharacterized. The transcript has a single exon. Bases 1 to 900 code for a protein of 299 amino acids. NCBI's taxonomy places the organism in Eukaryota, Metazoa, Placozoa, Uniplacotomia, Trichoplacea, Trichoplacidae. The record is from RefSeq and is a predicted model, not a curated record.